AUGGCGCUCGCAUCCGGGUUCUGCCCGCUGCCGUCGUACACCCCGGGUGCGUCCCGGUGCGACCCCUUCUUCCUGGGCCUCGGCUUCAGCGACGAGUUCUGCGACCCGUCGUUUGCCGGCUACUACGACUACGAGGAGUACGCCCCAUCGAGCCCUUCGCCGCUCGCGAGCUCCAAGGACUACUACACUCCAUCGAGCCCUGACUACAGUCCGGCGAGCCCGGACUACACUCCCGCGAGCCCCGACUACACGCCGGCGAGCCCGGACUACACUCCCGCGAGCCCCAACUACACUCCGGCAAGCCCUUCGCCGUCGCUCGAGUACACUUCGUCGAGCCCGGUUCGGCUCGCUUUUAUGAUGCCGUCUCCUCCGCGCGGCGCAUCCCCAGACUACACGCCCCUGACGCCGUCAGAGCACGCUGCUACAUCACCUUACUACACUCCGUUGAGUCCUGCUGGUCCCGGGCACGCUUCUUCGCCGGAUUACACGCCCAGCACGCCGCCUCCGUCCCCACUGGCGGUGUCUGACGCCGAGUCGUGCGCAUCGCCGUAUUACACACCGUCAACUCCUUCCAGGAGCGCCGAGUCGCCAGACUACACGCCCAGCACGCCGCCUCCAUCGCCCCUGGCGUCAGAAGCAGAGUCGUGCACGUCUACAGCGCGCUGCCGCCACCAUCCUUACCAGAGGAGCGGCACUGGCCGGAUCAGCCGCGGUGGACGUCGGCGAGCAUUGGGAUAUUGA
Molecule: messenger RNA, 741 nt
Organism: Aegilops tauschii subsp. strangulata
Lineage: Eukaryota; Viridiplantae; Streptophyta; Magnoliopsida; Poales; Poaceae
Source: RefSeq, a predicted model, not a curated record